Molecule: messenger RNA, 4199 nt
Organism: Myripristis murdjan (pinecone soldierfish)
Lineage: Eukaryota; Metazoa; Chordata; Actinopteri; Holocentriformes; Holocentridae
Gene: mei1
Product: meiotic double-stranded break formation protein 1
Exons: 32
Coding region: 1-3969 (1322 amino acids)
Biological process (GO): meiosis I
Source: RefSeq, a predicted model, not a curated record
AUGACGAGCGGGGAUAUUGUUUAUGACAAGAUCCACCUCAGACAUGACUCAAAAUGGCUGGGCCGCCUGGGGCCGCCAGACGGAGGCGGGGUGCUGCUGUGUGUCGCCUGUGUCAUCGAAAUGAUGGAGAGUGAUGAUAUUGCGUCAGUGAGGAAGUCUGUGGCCCUCUCUGGUGUCAGUGGGGUGCUGAAGGUUUCUCCAGGGGCCCUGAGAGAGCUGCUCCAGCAGGACCACAGAGUCACCCUGCAUUUCAUAGCCUCACUAUUGGGGAUGCUUCGCUCUGUAGAGGACCCAGCCACUCUGGAACAGGUCGUCCAAGUGCUGGUUCAGCUUCUUCUAGAGCUCCACAGUGAGCAGUACAUUCGCUUUGUUUUGGAUGAAAUACACACACAGCUGAAGGACCAGCUCAGUUUGAGAGGUUUCCUGCCCACCUUCACCUUCCUGGGGAGGCUGAUGGAAGUUUUUCCCAACUUGGCACAGAUCCUGGUAGCUCAGUAUGCACCCUUUCUGGAGUGCCUGUGCUCGGCCCUGCUCUACCCGGAUGAGGGGCUGAAGGCGUCACUCUUCUAUGUGUGGCAGAGGGUGUUCAGGGCAGCUGGGGGCACAGCAGCCCAGUCCCUGCCAGUCGCCAUCAGGGACAGAGUGUGUAUCCUGUUGCUGCAGACCUUAGCCAACGCUGGUUUCCCUCAGCUCAUCAUCAACUGCCUGGGUCUGCUGAAGCAGCUGGUGCGGCUCAGGGAGGCAGUGUCAGUUCUGAUGAACAGCCCCAGCGAUCAGAUCCUGUCAGAGGCGGACCAGAACCUGCACACCAACAACAAUCAGAUCCUCAUCCAGAACCAAGAGCAACAGCCCCCGGACCUCUGCCCUCUGCCACUCAUACUGAAAAAGCUGCUGCUGAGUGGCGAUGAGAUGUUGCAGGUGGCCAGUGCUCAGUGUAUGGCAUUCAUCCUGGUUCAUUCCCCUAGUCAGUACUCUGCUCCCUUCAUCCUUGCUGAUGUACCUGAGUUUCUGUUUGAGCGUCUGGCUAGCAGUAGCAGUGAGGUGCUGCUGUGGUCUGUCUACAGCUGCCUGCUGCCGCUGACAGAGGAUCCGCUGUUCUUCUCCAAGUGUCACUCUGUCUACGGUAUUGAGUCCCUUGUGCGCAGUCUGAAGGAGGCUCUGAGACUGACCAACCUGGAACUGCAGAAACAAGGCCUGCUGCUCCUCACUGAGAUACUGGAACGGCAGCCCUCAGGUGUGCGUCUGUUCCCCAGUGGCCCAGGCUUUGCUGCCGUGUCAGAGGCCGUGGUAACUGGAGUCUCUUCUUCCUGUCUGCAGGUGGCCACACAGGCUGCCCACGCUGCUUCUGCCCUCCUCCGACUGAACCACCAGUCCAGCCCAGUUCAGUACAAGGAAAUACAGACGUUGAUAGAGGCCAUCACCAACAGAUGCUCUGAGCUUCCCCUACCUUCCUCUGCUCAUCGACGAAGCACUGUGAGUGGCGGCCAGAAGAGCCAGGCCUCCAGGUCUAGAGGGCUUCUGCUCCAGGCCCUGGUCUGUUUUCAGGCUGCCUGCAGGCUGGCAGAGCAGUGUGCGUCAGAGCCCUUUCUGAAGGAGAACGCCUUUACGGCUCCCUCUAAACAAGGACAGGCUCAGAACUCACUGGAGUCUCUGUGUCGGUGUCUGCUGCACUGCUGCGACACCGUCUGCAUACCCACCGUCACAAGGAUGUGUGAGCAUGCUCCCAGUGUCCAGAUGCUGCAGUGCUUCUACUCCAUCCUGUCCUCUCAGUUUACCCUCUUCCCCUCUCUCAUGCCCCUCUUUGCCUGCAAGCUUGCAUCCUCUGGUUUCUACAGGCUGGCUCUGGAACACAAAGCUCUCCUCUGUGUAGGAAACAGGAACUCAAAUCUGAACGCAUCUUGCUGUGGUUUUCUGCAGAAACUCAGUGUGUGUCUGCUUUCUCAGGUGCACCAUGCAACAUGCUCCGACCAACAUGAUACCGAGGAUGUGGAGGAUCUCUUGCAGUGCGGCCUGCCCUCUCUGUGCUGCCAUGUGUCAGACUGGCCGCCUCUGCUGCGCGAGGCCCCCGGGCUCCUGCUUUCUGACUCUCAUGGAGCCAGAGCCACUCAGUACUGUCUGAUCAUAAUGUUACACCUUGCCCUGCAGCAAGGAGACAGGCUCCUCCCAGACCAGACAGUGUUCUCCAGUGUGGUGUGGCUGUUGCGCUCGGUGCAGGAGCAGGGUGACUGUCCUUUGCCACGCUCUGUGCUUAGGUCUGCCCUCUUCUUGCUGGCAGUAACCCAGGACAAGAGCCCCAAGCUUGACUGGGCUCCUUUGAACUGCAUCAGCAAGACCCUGUCUUCAUGCCAGAGUUUCUCUUCCCUCUACUUUCACCAUCCUCCACUCCUCCACUUCAUAUUUUGCUACUUGGAGCUUGCAGAGAAAUUUGGGCCACUGGUGUUGGAGCUAUGGCUGACCCAGCAAGCCAGGCACACAGAACCAGAGCUGAAUGCAGUGAAGGAGCAGCAGGAGCAGCAGCCAGACCCAGACACCGUGGAGCUCCUGGCUCUGAUUGAAAAGCACCCAGCCGUCAUACUGAUCCUGCUGGACAUGGUGUGUACCAAGGAGGCUGCCCUGGCAGAGCGGGCCCUCAGGGUGCUGAGUGUUUUCUUGCAGGGACAGAGGGGCUGUGAGGCCGAGCUGUGUGCACAGCUCAGACCAGCCCUGCUUCAAGCAUUACAGAGACUCAGUGUAGAAAACAGCCAUAGACUAGGACAGGGACACAAUGCAGGGGCAGUGGCCUCUCUCCCUGUGGUGCUGAAGUUGCUCUGCGUGAUGCAGGCCAGUGACUCGCCCUCCUUUUCCUCCAACAGCGACACGGAUGGAACACACUUCAAGCUUCUGUACCAUGUGAGUAAUCUAGCUGGGAAGUUGAAGCCCACCAACACAGACAGCCUGCUGCCUGCCUUCAGCUACCUGUACAGCUGCCUGAGUCUGUCUCCUGCACACUGCACUGACAGAGCUGUCUCCAUGCUGCUUUCCAACAGUGGACUGAUGGACCAGCUACAGACCAUCCUCUCCUCCUCCUCCUUUUCCUUGUCCUCCUCCUCUCCAUCCGUCUUUUCCUCCUCAGCCCUGCUGUGCUGCUGCCGUCUCCUCAUGUCCUCCCUCAUUACCUUACAGCAUGUUCACGCCGCUCAGGUACAUAAGAGAAUCAGUUGGAGUCUGGACAGCGCCGUGCAGUGUCUGCUGUUUCAGAAAGGAAACACAGACAGUUUCUUGCUAGUCAGUUCUCUGAGGUUGCUGCAGGCUCUUCUUGAUGUCGACCUGGUGUCACCGCUGGUGUGUGUGAGCACCAGUUCUGACCUGGCUGGGCCAAGACCCCUGAGCGCCACAGACAGCGCCUUGUACCCACUUGGCUCCCGAGGGGCCCGCUGCCUCACAGCUGUUCUCUAUGGACUUCUUUUACAGAAGCAGGAGCUGUUGCUGAGAGUCUCAUUGAACUGCCUCGGCUCCCUGCUGAGCUUUCUGCACCGGAAGAGUCCCACCACAGCCCAAUAUGUUGUGUGCCAGCCCUGGAGUCGAUUCCUCCUCUACUCGCUGCUCAACUCAGGAGAGAGCUGCCUCCUGCACCCUGCCACGCUCACACUCAUCACACUUCUCCUGCAGCAGGGCAGUACGACGGUGCUGUGGGAUCCUGAUGUGCUGAAGGUGAUGCAGGUGGCGGAGAGGACGGGUGUGGCGGAGCUCAGCCAGGAAGCUGCACAGGCCCUCAGGCUGCUCCUCACACAGCUCCAGAGCAGCGUUGUGCAGCCACCACUCACAGAGGAGCACAGACGGAGAGUAAAGAGCAUGAUGGAGUCCCUCGGCCCGAGCCUGAGCCACGGCCUGCCCGGCGCCAUCCUGCGAGUGGGAGACUUGUCCAUCUGUCUGUCUGACUUAGCACUGAGGGCAAGCGGCUGCUCUGGAAGACCAACACAUACAUUUUAGACAUUUAUCAGCUUCCCACUUUGUUAUUGUUUAUCUUUUUAUUUGAUUCUGUUUACACUGUGUGCUGAUGCAUGUUAACUACCCACAGUUUAUGUUGUAGCCUCGCUUUUCAAAUGAUUAAUUCUGUUCAUUUCAGACAAUUCAGCUCACAUCUGCAGACAGUGAUAAAUAAAAUGUGGUAAAUAUGUGUAAAUGAUGACUUUGCAUCAGUGAUCAUCAUAAGGCAAAUA